This is a messenger RNA of Mus musculus (house mouse), 13281 nucleotides long. It is a transcript of the gene Col19a1, whose product is annotated as collagen, type XIX, alpha 1. The record is from RefSeq and is a predicted model, not a curated record. Bases 2864 to 6274 code for a protein of 1136 amino acids. Gene Ontology annotation, biological process: animal gross anatomical part developmental process. Gene Ontology annotation, cellular component: collagen type XIX trimer. NCBI's taxonomy places the organism in Eukaryota, Metazoa, Chordata, Mammalia, Rodentia, Muridae. The transcript is spliced from 51 exons.
ACAGUUUCAAAGUUUAUUUUUAAAGAGUAUUAAUCUGAUGCAAAUAGCUAAAUUGAAUAGUCUGGACAAUAAAUCCUGGGCAUAAAAUGCAUAUAUAAAAAUAUAACUGACAAACGAGGAAACAAAUUCAAUUAGGAUACUUGAGCAAAUGGAAAGGUUCACCAGAUGCCUAGGGAAGGCUUAGGAAUCCUGUCUUUAAAUGGGCAACUGAGCCGCUGGACUCACGUGAUGCCUUUUCCUUUGGCCUCUUUCCACAGUCAACCAAAAAUUCGUGAAGGAAAGCACAUGAGGAGGGAGACACAUUGUAUGGCUUGAAAUUCUGACAGAAACGUGGUUCAUGGCAGUUUGUGAAUUCUCACACUUCAGUGUUCUGUUUUCUUUGGGAAUAGGCAGGUUACAAACCCACUGGUUGAUGCUGUAAUGGUCUUCCUCCAAAGAGGUGAAAAUGAGCUAUUUAAAAAUUUGUUCUGAGCAUUUUAAAAUCUUUGCCACUGUGGUCUUGUCGUCUUUGGACUGGGAAUCUCACUAAGUGAGACUUAUGUCUUUGAGGUAACACUCUAAGGUAAUGAUUUCCAUUCUUAUGGAUUAAUAAUACAUAUUUUCUCUCCAACUGCGGCAACACACAACUAAAAGAAGUUAAGCAUUGUUUAACCUGUGGGUUAAUCUUACAAAUUCUAGUGUUUUUAAAAAAAUCACACACUAUAUGUAUAUAAAUAUAUGUGUAUGUUUACUAUGAAUGAAUAUAAAUCUGAAUAUAGACACAUAAUACUAUAUAUAUGUAUGUAUAUACUUACUGUAGGUGUAUAUGUACUGCUAUACCCACCCCCUCCACAUAUUGAAAGAGAUCUCGAAGACUUACAAGACAGAUAUUUAUAACACCAGACUAUUGAAGCAUAAUAUAUUUAACAGUCACAACAUACCUUUAUGGAUGUAGACACAAACCUACAUAGAGAACGAUGAUUAGAAUGCAAGCUGACUUGAUUAACUUUAGAUAAACUCAAGAAAUAGAAGUGCAAAAUAAAACAUACACGAUACCCUUUUUUAUUUUUAGCUCGACUGUUAAAAAGCCAAUUAUCUACCUGUGAAUGUAUACCACGCACUGCACCGCACCGUACUUUGAGGACACUUCAUAGUCAGAAGUGAGAAAGCGUCUGCCCCCAACUGUCAUUGCCGCUAUGAAAUUGCUAUUAAAACAGAAACCUGAAAGACUUAGUACCCAGCUCUGUGUGAUCAAGGAAAACCUGGGCAUGAGUUGGCUGAGGACUGUCUUGCUGAGUCCUCCGUGCUCACCGAGUGGGAGGGUCACACUGAAGGGACGAAUAAGGGCAGAGAUGCGUCCCGCUUCCACUCGCUGGGAGCUGGAGCGGGCCACUCCGCGGCGGUGCGGCAGCCCUGUCCGGACUCCACCGCGCCUCCCAGGGGCUCUGACACCAACCCAAGGUAAGCUGCGCAGCUCUGCCACAUUUUGCUUGAUGUUGCCUUCACAAGCCCGGUCUCUGCCAUAUGCUGUAUUUCUGGUCAUUUGCCUGCAUCUGCUUUUAAAGAAAAUGUCACAACCGUACUGCACAAGUGCACAUAUUUCGAGGGGAAAAUCUGCCCACCUGCAUUCCCACGCGGAGACGAGGGGACCGAGUGCAUUUGGCCAGAUCAGGCCACUUUGACACGCUGCCUAUAAUGUGGCUCGUGUUUGUGCGUCCAGGUCACGCGGGCUCGCGCGUUCCACUUUAGUUCUCGGUGGAUUUUCUGGUUGGGUUUGGGAAGCAGAAGUGUAUGCGAUGCUGAUGCGGAUGGAAGGCACGCGAGCUAUGGAAGAAGGGGUAAACGAACAGAGCAAGCUACGAAUGCUGUGGGGCUGUGGUCUCUAGGGUUGGAUGCUGUAACCGGGAGAGGUGAAAGCCAGGACGCAAAGCUCGGACGCUCGUGUACCCGGUGGAGUUACCCACUUCGACCCGCGCGGGGGUCCCAAGCCCGGCUUAGGCUGUCGCGGAGGAGGAUCCGGGUCUGGUCCCGGAGUACCUGGCCCUGUGUCUCCUUCAACACGCAGAGUGCGCAGCGCGUCCAGCCGGAGCGCAGCCGCUGUCCCCGCUGUCCUCGCAGCCGCGGCCGCCGCGGGGACGUCAGGGUCCCGGCGCAAAGGGCCGGCGCCUCGCCUCCGCCCGCGGCCCUCGGCUCUGCGGGAAUCCGGCCGGCGCCGCAGCCACCGCCGCCUGGAGGAGGGAGGCGGCGCGCAUGGUCCUGGAGAAGUUUGUUGGCCCGGAACCAAGCGCGCCACUGCACAAGCCAGCUCCUUUGAAGCAGGCGGGAGAUGAAGCUUAACCUUACCCCAGCUAGGUCGUGGAGGGCUCUGGAACUAGUUGAGUGGGUGGGCAGGUUACCCACGUGGGCCCCGUGCCAUGGGGGACAGAGGGGAACGCAUGGUGGGUCUCGGAGGACAAUGGACUCGGCAAUGGAGAGAAUGGGACCCAGAUGCUGAAAAUAUAUACUUUUAAUAGAACCAUCCAGGAAUUGCGACAGUGGGUGAUGUGAGAUCUAGAGUGAGUGAGCUGGGAGAUGGAAGGGUAACAGAAAUAAAUUGUGCAGCCUCCACCCACCCCAUCACCAAUUCAGACUACUUACUUCCAACCUCUCCUUGGAGAGGAGGUCUGAGGAGCAAAAGGGAUGAGAGAGUACUAGAGGCGCUUUAGAAGAAUAUACAUCUGCCCACCCCCACUCCCACUAAUCAGAGCUAAGGAAAGCAACACUCCUGUACAAAUCAAGGACUACAGUUGUUCUUUAAGGGAGGAAGAAGCCUGGCCGAGAAGGGUGGCCUUUAGGUUCUCCUGAGUAGAUCUGUGGCCAUUUGUUUCCAUGGUUACAAGGCACAAUGAGGCACACUGGCUCUUGGAAAUUGUGGACCUGGGUGACAACCUUCCUGCUUCCUGCAUGUACCUGUCUGACAGUCAGGGACAAGCCAGAAACAACCUGCCCUACACUGAGAACAGAGAGAUAUCAAGAUGACAGAAACAAAUCUGAAUUGUCAGGCUUUGAUCUGGGAGAAAGCUUUGCUCUGAGGCAUGCGUUUUGCGAAGGUGAUAAAACCUGUUUCAAGUUGGGAAGUGUGCUUCUUAUCAGAGACACUGUUAAGAUAUUUCCCAAAGGCCUUCCAGAGGAAUACGCUAUAGCUGUCAUGUUUCGGGUACGAAGAAGCACCAAAAAGGAACGGUGGUUUUUAUGGAAGAUUUUAAACCAGCAGAAUAUGGCCCAGAUAUCUGUAGUGAUUGAUGGUACGAAGAAGGUGGUAGAAUUUAUGUUCCGAGGUGCUGAGGGAGAUCUGUUGAACUAUGUUUUUAAGAAUCGAGAACUCCGUCCACUCUUUGAUCGUCAAUGGCAUAAACUUGGCAUUGGCGUGCAAUCCCGAGUCCUUUCUCUCUAUAUGGAUUGCAAUUUAAUUGCAAGUCGACACACGGAAGAAAAGAAUUCUGUGGAUUUUCAAGGAAGGACAAUUAUUGCUGCACGAGCUUCAGAUGGCAAACCUGUGGAUAUCGAACUUCACCAACUUAGAAUCUACUGCAAUGCAAACUUCCUAGCUGAAGAAUCAUGUUGCAACUUAUCACCUACUAAGUGUCCAGAGCAAGACGACUUUGGAAGUACUACUUCAUCCUGGGGGACCUCUAACACUGGUAAAAUGUCUUCAUAUCUGCCAGGAAAGCAGGAACUUAAAGACACAUGCCAGUGUAUUCCAAACAAGGAGGAAGCAGGAUUACCAGGAACUCUCAGAUCCAUUGGACAUAAGGGCGACAAAGGAGAGCCGGGUGAACAUGGCUUAGAUGGUACUCCAGGAUUACCUGGUCAAAAGGGAGAACAAGGACUUGAAGGCAUCAAGGGAGAAAUUGGUGAAAAGGGUGAACCAGGAGCCAAAGGAGACUCUGGUCUGGAUGGCCUCAAUGGACAAGAUGGUUUGAAAGGUGACUCGGGUCCUCAAGGUCCACCUGGCCCAAAAGGAGACAAGGGUGAUAUGGGACCUCCAGGGCCACCAGCCUUAACUGGCUCCAUAGGAAUCCAAGGUCCCCAGGGUCCACCUGGCAAAGAAGGCCAAAGGGGAAGACGAGGGAAAACAGGACCCCCAGGAAAUCCAGGACCUCCAGGACCACCCGGACCUCCUGGGUUACAAGGACUACAGCAGCCUUUUGGUGGAUAUUUCAAUAAGGGAACUGGUGAGCACGGAGCUAGUGGCCCCAAAGGAGAAAAGGGCGAUACUGGGCUGCCUGGAUUUCCAGGGUCUGUUGGCCCUAAAGGACACAAAGGAGAACCUGGGGAGCCUUUAACAAAAGGUGAAAAGGGAGAUAGAGGAGAACCCGGCCUAUUAGGACCACAGGGAAUAAAGGGGGAACCUGGAGAUCCUGGUCCCCCUGGUUUACUAGGAAGCCCAGGGCUAAAGGGUCAGCAAGGACCUGCAGGUUCCAUGGGGCCCAGAGGACCACCAGGAGAUGUUGGAUUGCCAGGAGAACAUGGUAUUCCAGGAAAACAAGGCGUUAAGGGAGAAAAGGGAGAUCCGGGUGGAAGGCUAGGCCCUCCUGGACUUCCAGGUCUGAAGGGUGAUGCUGGGCCUCCAGGGAUAAGCCUGCCAGGGAAACCAGGGUUAGAUGGAAAUCCAGGAUCACCUGGUCCACGUGGGCCAAAGGGUGAAAGAGGUCUGCCUGGGCUCCACGGUUCCCCCGGGGACACAGGCCCACCAGGUGUAGGAAUCCCUGGUAGAACAGGCUCCCAAGGACCAGCCGGAGAGCCAGGUAUUCAGGGUCCUCGAGGUCUGCCUGGAUUGCCAGGAACUCCAGGGAUGCCAGGGAAUGACGGAGCUCCAGGGAAGGAUGGAAAGCCAGGCCUUCCAGGCCCCCCAGGUGACCCGAUCGCACUUCCUCUCUUGGGAGACAUUGGAGCCCUGCUGAAGAACUUCUGUGGCAACUGUCAAGCCAAUGUCCCUGGGCUGAAAAGCAUCAAAGGCGAUGACGGAAGCACUGGGGAGCCUGGAAAGUAUGAUCCUGCAGCCAGGAAGGGUGAUGUAGGGCCACGAGGUCCUCCGGGAUUCCCAGGCAGAGAAGGGCCAAAGGGAAGCAAAGGAGAGCGGGGCUACCCUGGAAUACACGGGGAGAAAGGCGAUGAGGGUCUUCAAGGAAUCCCUGGCCUCUCGGGAGCUCCUGGCCCAACUGGACCCCCUGGCUUAACAGGAAGAACUGGACAUCCUGGUCCCACUGGAGCAAAAGGUGACAAGGGUAGUGAGGGACCCCCUGGGAAACCUGGACCUCCUGGACCCCCUGGUGUCCCGCUCAAUGAGGGAAACGGCAUGAGCAGUUUAUAUAAAAUCCAGGGAGGGGUGAAUGUUCCCGGUUACCCAGGACCUCCGGGCCCCCCAGGUCCAAAAGGUGAUCCUGGCCCAGUGGGAGAGCCUGGUGCAAUGGGCUUGCCAGGACUAGAAGGAUUUCCUGGUGUAAAGGGAGAUCGAGGCCCAGCAGGCCCCCCAGGCAUAGCCGGCAUAUCGGGAAAACCAGGUGCCCCAGGCCCUCCAGGAGUACCAGGGGAGCAGGGUGAAAGAGGACCUAUUGGAGAUACAGGUUUUCCUGGACCAGAGGGACCCUCGGGGAAGCCAGGCAUAAAUGGAAAAGAUGGAUUACCAGGUGCUCAGGGCAUCAUGGGUAAACCUGGCGACAGAGGCCCCAAAGGAGAACGCGGUGAUCAGGGAAUUCCAGGAGACAGAGGCCCUCAAGGUGAACGUGGGAAGCCAGGUCUUACGGGCAUGAAGGGGGCUAUAGGCCCUGUGGGACCAGCAGGAAGCAAGGGCUCCACUGGGCCACCUGGCCACCAAGGCCCUCCAGGCAAUCCUGGCAUCCCUGGCACUCCGGCUGAUGCUGUUUCAUUUGAAGAAAUAAAACACUACAUUAAUCAAGAAGUCCUAAGGAUUUUUGAAGAGAGGAUGGCUGUGUUUCUAUCCCAGCUUAAACUGCCAGCAGCAAUGUUGUCUGCUCAAGCUCAUGGAAGGCCUGGCCCACCAGGGAAGGACGGGUUACCUGGACCCCCAGGAGAUCCAGGGCCCCAAGGCUACCGAGGACAGAAGGGAGAAAGAGGUGAACCUGGAAUUGGGCUGCCGGGGAGUCCGGGUCUUCCUGGAUCUUCAGCAGUGGGUUUGCCGGGCUCACCAGGUGCCCCGGGGCCUCAAGGACCCCCGGGACCCAGUGGAAGAUGUAAUCCAGAAGAUUGCCUCUAUCCUGCACCUCCUCCCCACCAGCAGGCAGGCGGGAAGUGAAAAAGACGGAGGAAGACAUCGCGUCUAGUGCUAUCUCCAGGCCACUUGAGCCGCCACUGCAGGCUUCACAACCACGUGCUCUCAAGGCUUAUGAGUUUUUGGACUGCUUUAUUUUAGUUUUCUGAUACAGAAGCAGACAUCCAAAGCAACCAUCUGAGUCCUAUUCUGACAGUAAGAGCAGAUCCGUAUUUUCAGAUGUUUGCCAACUUCUUUCCAUAUGUUCUGUUUCAUUGUGGCUCUGAGUUCUACGGCUUCGGAAGAAAAAUGCAAGCGAGCCUGUCAUGGGCUCUUCAGAAAAAAUCACGUGAGACGAUUUGGUACACAGACGACACAGACCUUGUGAACUCGUCAACGUGACUAGGUUUUGAUUCCUGAAUUUUAACUUUUCUAAUUUAUCUUGAUUAUUUUGUUCAUAUUUAAAUUUACUAUCGUUACUUUAGUUUUUCUUUCUGCUCUUUUGAGAUUGAAGUAGUACAUUACUGCUGUUGACUGUCUUAGGACUGAUUUUUACAAGAAGUCCUAUACUGUCCUACAUUCAUUCGAUUUAUGCAGAAAAAAAUAUGCAAUAAGAGAUUCGCUUCUAACUUAUUAAAAACAAAACUAUGUGAGACUGUUUAUCAAGAAGCCCCCAAACUCAUCAUAGCCAACAUGCUUUUGGCUUUUUUUGGAGCACGCCUCACUGACACGAACACAUGCUACAUUUAAAAAAAAAAAAAAAAAAAUGAAGAAUCAACUUGACCCUAUACCCAAGUCUGUGAGUCUCCGAUGGUGAACUAAAAGUGGUUUGUCUUCUCGAAGCCAUUCUUGGUGGUAAAGGCGCCAUGCUGUCUUUGGUACCUGACAGGUUUUAGCAGCCUAGCAAGACCUUUGUGCUUCUUUAUGCAUUCUUUUUUCUGACUUUAUGAUCCCCAGGCCCGACCCGCCAUCAGAGAAAAGCACAGGAUUUGUAAUGACGCAGAAAAGAGGAGUCCUCGUCUUGGAAACUGAGAGCGGAGGGUCAGCAAAGGCAUGUUGAGUGAGUGAAGCCCUCGUGCUCUUAAGAAGAUUAAUGUUUUCUCAGAAACCAUCGAAAGGUCCAGCUCAGCAGAGGAAAGCCAAGAGACUUCACCCGAAAGUCACUACGAGCUUCAAAACCGCGUGCUCGGGGUUAGGGAUUUGACUUCGCAGUGGAGAGCUUGCCUAGCAAGCAGCGUGGCCUUGGGUUCCGUCCUCAGCCCCGAAGGAAAGAAACAAACUUGCUCUGAAAGGAAGCAAAAUCCCAGUGGUCUUGGCUGAAUGUCUUUUUACUCCCUACCUGUUCAUUGCUUGGAGAAACCUUGGGUGGGGAAAACUGAUUUGCUAGAAUACUGAGCACAAGGUACAAGGGCUUUGCUGAUAGUUAGCUGGUGGGUACCACUGACGCUGAGAGCAUGCCACCAGAGCCCUUCAGUCCCAUGCCUCUAAGAGCUCAGGAUUAGAGGGGAUGAUUUUGGUCUGUUCAUUGAAAAAAGACAAUGGGUAUAGAAAAGCAACCCACUGAAAGUGGGAAAAGCUGUGAACAGUGUUUUCCUGAGAAGCAUGCCUGACAUAAGGCAGCGUUUGUUUAAAUGCACCCAUGAUUUGAACUGGUUUUCAUUAUAAACAGAUGAGCUGCUGGCCCGGUACUGUCAACAUGGCUGUGCAUAAAAUAACCUUUUAGGUAUUUCAUAUUGAGUUUUGCUGUAUAUUUCAAUCCAAGUUUAUUUAUUUUCCAAGUCUACUUUAUUUAUUUCCACUGUUUUGGGCUUGAAAUUGCUUAUUCCUUUGUUUUCUUUUGUAUUCAAUACCUACAAUGGUGCUCUGUUUUAAACUUGCACAAUUGGAGUAUGCAAAUGUUUGCUUAUGUAUCUUCAUAGCCAACUGAUAAUCUACCCCCUAAAUGUAUAUAAGGUGAAAAGUUGGUGCUAUGUGUAUAUUUUGAGCUUCUAAUUUGUUGAAUUUUCUGAAAACAUACACUUUACCUGACAUAUUAAUUUACUUGAAUUUGCUGUAUAGCAAAGACUUUUCUAUGUUUUCAAAGAUUAUUUUUCAUAUUAAUUGACAGGUUAUUUAUCCUUUUGCAUUUUGGAUUAUUCAAAAAUAUUUAUUUUGUAAUUUUAAUAUUUUCACGGACAUUUGGCUGGUGGUGGGCGAUUAGUGUAUUUGGGUGUUUGGGUUUUUUUGUUUGUUUUUUUGUUUUUUGGUUUUUUUUUUUUUUUGGUUGAUCAAUUGAUAUGAUGCAACUCAUUUUCUUGUUUUGCAAAUUAUAUUUACUUCAGUUCCACAGAACAGAAUUCUUUCUUACAAAUUGGAUGGUUCUUACUCCUCCUUUUUCUAAUUUUUGUGACUGUGUGACUGGCUUAUCCCUGUUUCAAGGAUUUAGAUUUGUCCCCAUGGCUUGAGGAGUCUGUCACAGUGAUUCAAGCUCAUUUUUAGAGCUUGGGACAUGUGACUGAAUCUGACAUAACCAGAGAGAUGGGACUGGGUUAUACAGCUCAAACCAUCAAUCUACUGUUAUUAAUCUUCAGAUUUUCUUUUCUUCUGCCUUGGCUCUAUUUGUAACAAAAGGCUUUAAGGAGCACUUGGUCAGGCUAACACAACAAAGAAAUUGGCAGGUUCUCAGCCCCUUCGUAAAAACGAACAGGAUAAUUUGGUCCCCAAAGCAGGAUAAGGAAUAUCCCACUAACUAACCAUUUGUUCCUGGUAUUGUUUAUAGCAAAGGAAAAGAAUUAUCGAUUUUCUCUCAUUUUGUACUUCAGAUAUGCUUUAAAUACAAAAUAAUUACAGGCCAAAGUGGCAAUGUUAAAACUGUUUUUUUUUUUUCCAUAAACAAGGAUGUCUGAAUUCAAGUCCUAAAUUAUGCCAGUUCAGUUAGCAAUUUUUGGUAGAAUUUUCUUAUGUAGAGAAGAUCUGUCCUCCAUUAAGAUCUGCUUUGCUUUUAGAAUCUAAAGAAAGAGAAUAUAUGUGUGCAUUGUUCCUCCCAGCUGAAAACAUCGGCUAUUACUCCUAACCACAGUGGAAGUCAGUCUUAAGUUCUUCAACUUCUUACCUUAACCAGAGCUGUGCAAUCACUUCAACCUUGUGUGGUCCCCCCCCCCCACACACACACACACACUUUGGAAAAUUAAACCUUUGCCUACUUAUAGAGAUUAAGGAAUUAUUUUAUGAUAUACUGCCUAAAUUCUAGUUUAAUGCUCAGCUUAUAAAGUAAUUUCCAUGACUAUGUCUUAGACAUUAAUUAUAGUUUAGCUCUUCUGCAGCUUCUCCCACUUCAGAGAAGCUUAUGAUAUACCUCCUAUUGUCCACAAGAUGGUGUCUGAGGCAAUUUGUUCAGAACUGAACACAGAUUCACAGAAGCCUAGAACCUGGAAAAGUCUGGUGAACAAUUCAGUCACACAUUGGCCUUUGCACUUUAUUUUUGGAAAUAUUCUUUGUAAAUUAUAUUUCAUUUUACUAAUUAGUAUUUUUACAAAUUUUCAGUAUCUUUGUAAAGCAGGCACAAUAACUUUUGGUUUGUUGAUUUUUUUCACUUGUAUUUAUUGACUGUGUGUAUACCCAUACUUGUAUGAAAAUCUGCUAUAAGGUUGUCUUAUGCUACUAUUGUAUUUUAGUGACUAAUGAUCACACACCGGCACACAACUGCAUUCAUCCUCCCAUGCACACAAAGCAGAUACUCUUUUGACAAAUGAAAACACUUAGCUUACCACAAGAAGUAGACAAUGUAUACUGCAUGAUGUCUAAACUCUUAACUGCACUAGAUAAAUUUGUACAGGGUCUAUUUUCCUAGAAACAUGGCACUAUUUAACAAUGGUUUUCAGAAUUCCAUCUUUUUCUUUUAAUGCCAUCUUUUUUCCAGUGUUGGUAAUUCUAUCCAAGACAGAAGUAAGUCCAGUGAUGCUGAGGCUGUCUGAAUGACCUUUGAAUGACCUUUGAAUGACCUUUGCAUGACCUUUGGAAGAGCUGAGCAGAGUUGACCUUUGCCCUUGUUCUGAGUUACUUUUCCUACUUGUUAUCUGCAUCUACUUUGUAAAGAUUCAUGGUGUUUUCUAUCCUGGCUACAUAGCAGGGACUACACUCCCCACCCUGGCCCUUUUACUCCUCUUCUCCCAGAGAUUGACCAGACCUCUAUGAGGAGAUUCCUAGCAGAAUUUAAUUAUUAACCCUUUAAGUCAUGUGCAUCAAUGUCAAGUCGAUCAUAGGCAUUCAUUCGUCAGCCAGUAGGUAUAGUAGCAUUUGUUGUGUUCAAUUUGUUCAAUGAAGAGGACUUACAGGAAUCAGGAAAAGAGGUUAUCUGUGUUUCUAUUUAUUAAUGUAGUUGGAGCUAUCAUGGUAACAUUUCACUGAGCAAAAUCAUAUAGAAAAUUUCAUCAUUUUGGUUGAAUUGACCUCAGCUCCAAGAGGACACAGGGAACACUAGGGCAGAUAAGUAGACCCAGCAAGAAAAAAAAUUAUCCAAAAGAUGAUACAAAGCUAGGAACAUCUACAUGGAAAAACUUUCAAGAUUAAUUCCAGUAGUGCUUUGUGGUAGAACUCAAGAAGUGAACUUCUUGCUUCAGCAAUGUAGGCAUCACUAAACUCAGGAAUAACAACUUAAAAUUUAACUCAAGUCUGGUGUUGGCUUGACCAUAAUAAACUUACGAGCAUCUUAAACUAAAGAUGCAAUUUUACAACUUUUUAUUUUGCUGUGGUACUUAAGGAGUUUUGGGAGAAUAAAUACUUUGGGUGAAUUUAAAUUCCGAUUGUGUUACAGAAUAACUACUUAUUUUAAAAAUAAUAUUUGGGGGGUGUAUUUUUAUCCAUUUUGUUUGUUCACUAUCUUACCUCAUCAUCUACUUAAGGUUUAAUUUUAUUACACUUAUGUUAAGUGGAGUGCUACUCCGUUUAUUAAAAACCCUGGUGAAUCUAUGCUUGCAGGCAUUGCCUCCUCUAGCUUUAUUAUGUGCAGUGAACAUGUUUCCUCUCUCAGCAAUAAAGGAGUCGACUAUAAAUCAGGGAACUCCAAGGUGCGAUUCUUAGCACUGUGUCUACACUUUAGCCCUUCUCAGCAGCCGAAGCGGGAGAACAAUUCUAUUCUGCUAAGUCUUAGCCACACUGAAGAAACUUCAUAAUCAGUCUCACGCCAGGAGCAAACCCACAGCAUCCAGGGAACCUGAGACUGCUCUAUUCCAAGUACUCACAGUUUGAACUUAUAACCUACCUCCCUGGCAGCUCAUGAAAAGACCAGUAUAUUGAUUUCAGAUGAGAAUUAUAAACAACACCAACAGCCAGAGGGAGCCCAAAAUGAUGCUCUCUUCUAGCAGAGACUAAAAUCAAUUUAGACUCUUUGCUGGAGAGAACUCGAAGAAAGCUAAGAAGCAUCACAAGUAAUUGUCCCCUUUUAAUAAGUUUGUCAGUGUGUCAAUAAGUAUUUAAAUGCACACUGUGUUUUCUAACAGAAAUUAAUUAUGAUAAAAUAGGCCAGUGGCUUUGUGUGUCUCUAUGGAUUAGCUAAUGACUUAAACAGUUCUUGACUGUUCUUACCUUCAUAUUUCCUCAUGAUAAAUUAAGUAGGUGCUCUCUAAGGAAUAUUAUUAUCUUCUCUUAUGCAGCUGUGGACUUGGAGAACAAAUAAAAACACAUCAAAACAGACUUAAAUAAGAAGACACAGAUCCCAAAAAGUUUCUUAGAGUCAAUUUCCCCCAUUUGUUCUCUUUAGAAAUUAAUGUGGAAUGAAAGGCAUUAUACAAAAACAUGGUGAAAAGAAAGUUAGUGUUAAUCGCCAUUUAUUAAGACUACAAAUAUUUAUCACACAGAAUCCUUCCAACAACCAAAUCUAUCAAAUAUGCUACAGUUCUUCAGAUAGCAUUCUAAAUACAAUUUGAGUACGUAUAUUGCAUAUGCGGUAUUACAAUCAGCCAAUUUAUCUAAUAUAUUCUGAGCCAACAUAUAUCACAGUUCAGCAUCACAAGUUUAUUUUUUAAAAAAAAAACUUAAGUACAUACCUGGAAUGUAUUUUACUACAUAAAAUGGCAAUCUACAAGUCUUAAGCACAAAUAUUAUCUUGUAGUUUUAAGAUGGCUUAGGACCAUUUUCAUUUGUACCAGAAUAAAUAAAGGCAAUUCCCUUGACAUUUGGAAUUAUUUGUGUCAUGAGUGAUUUUCAACCUCUACUGGUUAAUUUUAAACCUGAAUUUCAUACCUCAGAAACACUAUGAUAUCUCCAAAAUUAAACAGUACGAAAGCAGGGACUUAUAUUAAGCACACUUUGGGUCAGAUCUAAUAAUGUUUAAGGAUUGCAAUAUUGGUUUAACCAGCAUGAAAUAUAAAGUAUUCUGACUGACAGACAGAAGACAAUCACCCAGUCGCAUCAGUGAAUUUGUAUGCUCAGACUGCAAAAUGAUUUCCACAUUCCUUAACCAACCUGUUGGCUAUUUGGAGUGAGAAUUAAAUCAUACCGCCUUGGGAGCACUGAGCAGAAAUAAGCCAGAAAUUUGCUCUUGAUUAAUACGUUAGUGUCUAAGCAACUUUAAUUACCUACACAUUCCCCUCUUGGCAAGUUCUCAGGUGGACACUAUCCAACUUUUAAAACUACAUAAAAGCUGUGGAGAUCUCUGCUUUGCUAGGGGUGUAUAUGAGGUCUGCCUGUAUUCAGCAGCUGUCUUUCGCAGAGAGGGUUCACUAGGCAAAACUUGUUUGCUAGUUUUUCGUCAGGAAUUGGUGCAUCUGUAAGUUGUUUAAUUUAACUGAAAUUUACCAUAGAUUGUUCUUAUCAUUUGGAAUGUGCGAGUUUCGCAUAAGCUUCUGUAAGUGGCUGUUCCCAACACUACUUACUGUCUCUGUGGAGCUUGUUAUACAGCCUAGAUACGCAUCAGGUUUCUGUAACAGGUGGGUGAACUGAUAUUUGGAUUUUUUUAAUUUCUUACAAAUAUGACUUUAUAGAACUGAAGAACAUGUUUAAUUACAUAAUUUUUCUUUUUCUGUAUUUGAUUAUGUCACUGCAAUUAAAAUAAAAGCACUUUGAUGCAAAGAUCA